This is a messenger RNA of Culex pipiens pallens (northern house mosquito), 2015 nucleotides long. RefSeq names its product CLIP domain-containing serine protease B10-like. The transcript has 3 exons. Gene Ontology annotation, molecular function: serine-type endopeptidase activity. The coding region runs from base 76 to 1980 and encodes 634 amino acids. Gene Ontology annotation, biological process: proteolysis. The record is from RefSeq and is a predicted model, not a curated record. Lineage: Eukaryota; Metazoa; Arthropoda; Insecta; Diptera; Culicidae.
AGACGCCAUUAGUACUUGCGCUCAAAAGUUCUUCAGUCUUUCCGUGACCAGCGCCUACAAAAGAUUCCACCAGCAAUGUCCAAAUCUGUCAGCCUACUUUGUCUUAUCUUCAUCGCAUCAAACCGCGCAUCGGAAGUCUUUCAAAAUGCAGCCUUCCAGUGCGGCAUCCCGAAGCACGCCAACACGCUGCUGAUCGUCAACGGGGUGGACGCGAAGAUCAGCGACUGGCCGUGGCAUGCUGCGAUUCGGCUGCAUUCGAACGACUCUACGACGGAGUACGUCUGCGGUGGCACGUUGAUCAGCGAGCGGUUCGUCGUGACGGCCGCGCACUGUACGCUGAAUCCGGACAAUCCGAACAAGGCUCCGCGGAUGUCGGUUCAGCUGGGCGUCAAUGCGGUUGGCUCGCCGGAGGGGAAGACCUUCAACGUGGAGAAGGUUCAUCGGCACGGUGGGUUUUCGUUGGAAGAAUUGCGGGAUGAUAUUGCGCUGCUGGAGUUGGAGAGUCCGGUUGAGUUUACGGACUUUAUCCUGCCGGCUUGUCUGAGCAAGAGGACGGAAUUGGCGCCGGGGAAGUUGGGAGCCGUGGUCGGUUGGGGAGUGACCGAGAAUGAUAUUCCGUCGACGAAGCUGAAGCUGGCCAAGCUGCCGGUGAUCGACGAGUUGGAGUGUAAGCGGAAGGAGCCGGAGCUGUACGGACGAGUGCUGACGGAGAGGGUAUUUUGUGCGGGGUAUGUCAACGGAACAACGGCCUGUAACGGAGACAGUGGCGGUGGAAUGGUUUUUGAAAGGGGUGACGCUUGGUAUUUGGGUGGGGUUGUGUCGUUUACAAGAACCCGUGACGGCUCACAUCUCUGCCAGACCAAGACGUAUUCGGUGUUCAUCAAAGUCAAUGCGUAUUUGGACUGGAUCGAGAAGAUCACCAAUACCGAUUUUAGCCAGGAGUACGGAAUUGAGAAAACCGUACCCUGUUCAACAUCCGGUCAAACCAACGGAACGUGCGUCCCAGUUCAGCAAUGUCGCGACGUCUUCGAUACCCUUCGAUCGCCACUUCUUUCUGAAGAAUCCGCCAACAAAAUUCGUCAAAACGUCUGUGAACUGCGUGGAGUUCGCCGCAGCGUUUGCUGCGCCCAAGAUCAGGUUGAACGGAUUGCGAUCCACCGAAACGCGAUCCUGCUGCCGCUAGAUUGUGGAGUUUCGAAGCAGUGGGAACCGCCCAGCACCGCUGCCAAAGCGAACGUCUACGAGUUUCCGUGGAUUGCGCUGAUUCGAUCGAGCAAGGCUACCGAAGAUCACGACCUGUACUGUACGGGAUCGCUGAUUAACAAUCGCUACGUGCUGACCACUGCGAGAUGUUUGAAGGCCAAGGAGCGGAAGGAACUGGAUUACGUUCGUCUAGGGGAGCGAUCGCUCGGUCAGGAAAGAGACUGCGACGGAGCUGACCAGUGCAGUGGACCUCCGCUGGACGUCAAGGCCGUGCUACCGUUCAUCCUGCAUCCGCAAACCGAUAAGCAGAGCAUCAACAACGAUCUUGGACUGGUUCGUCUGCAGGAGAAGGUGAUCUUCACGGACAACAUCGGCCCGGUUUGUCUACCAAUCCGAGAAGAUCUUCGCACAACGCUACCCAAGGAGUUCACCGUGAGUUUGUUCGAGGGCAACGGUGCCGGGCUGGAGCUGUACAAGACCCGCUCGAGCUUUGUCGAAAAGUCCGAGUGCGAGGAGCGUUUUGAGGACUUUGGCUAUACGCCGUGGGUCACGGACAGGAUGUUCUGCGCGCUAGCCCAGGGUCCAAAGUACUUGUGCGCGCAACACUUGGGGGCACCGUUGAUCGCGCGGGUCACCCAAGGGGAUCGCGUCCGGGCGGUGCAGUACGGGGUGACCCGGAACGCCGAGACCAACUGCACGAUCGCGCAGACCGUUCCGAAGGUCUACAUGAACGUGGUUGUGUUUGUGGAUUGGAUAUUGGAGAGUAUUUCACCGUAAUAAAACACUUAGAACCUUGAUAUAACUGACUUUAA